Messenger RNA from Oryzias latipes (Japanese medaka), 2788 nucleotides. The record is from RefSeq and is a predicted model, not a curated record. NCBI's taxonomy places the organism in Eukaryota, Metazoa, Chordata, Actinopteri, Beloniformes, Adrianichthyidae.
CAUCAUCCAGCCAGCUGUGCGACCAAAUCCAAAAGAGGGGAGGAAAGUGGAACAUAUGGAGAAGAUGAUUGUGGCUAUGCAAGAUCCUGACAUGGGGAUGAAGCUGAGGAACCAGAGGCUCCUCAUCACGGUCAUUCCACAUGCCAUGACAGGUCAUGAUAUAAUUAUAUGGUUGAUCCACAAAUACAGUGUCUGUGAGGAGGAGGCUUUGCAUCUUGGUGGCAUGCUGGUGAAAUACGGAUAUAUUUAUCCUCUCAAGGAGCCACGCUCCCUUGUGUUGCAGCCUGAUGAGUCACCCUACCGCUUCCAGACUCCAUACUUCUGGACGAGUACGCGAUGGCCUGCCUCAGAGCUAGACUAUGCGAUAUAUUUGGCUAAGAAGAACAUACGAAAGCAAGGAGAACUGAUGGAAUAUGAAAAGGAACGGUACAGUUUGUUGCACAAGAAGAUCAACCACACCUGGGACUUUGUGGUGAUGCAGGCUAGAGAACAGCUCAGGGCAUCCAAGCAGAGGCGAAAGGCAGACCGGAUCGUUUUAGAAUGUCAGGAGCAGGCUUACUGGCUCAUCAACAGACCCCCACCUGGGGUGCAUAAUAUGUUAGACGUCGGUCUUGAGCGACAGAAUAACUUCAAUUUACGAGCCACGCUGAACAGUGACUUCUACAAAAACGAGAUUGAAGUCUACAGAAGGGCCCUUGGAAGAAACCGUGUGAAAUCGUCAAUCUGCCUAGAAGGCUUCCUGAAGUACAGCGAGCAGUACCAGAACCACGAUCCCAUCAUGCAAGGCUGCCUUCCCAGCAACCCCUGGAUCUCUGAUGAUACAGCGCACUGGACAAUGAACACAGAAGUGGUGCCGGUUCCGACACGUCUGCGAGUGGAGCGUUGGAGCUUCAGCUUCAUGGAACUCCUCAAUGACGCCAUGGGGAGGCAGGAAUUCAUGCUGUACCUAGAGAAGGAGUUCAGUGCGGAAAACCUGUACUUCUGGCAGGCCUGUGAGGAGAUCCGACAUGGAGAAAGUUCUAAGAUCGUGGAGAAAGUGGAGGAAGUUUACAAAAACUUCCUGGCACCUGGAGCUGCCCGUUGGGUCAACAUCGACAGCAAGACAAUGGACAAAACUUUGGAGGGCAUCAAACAACCGCACCGCUUUGUCUUGGACGACGCGCAAAUGCACAUCUACUUCCUCAUGAAGAAGGACUCCUACCCGAGGUACCUUAAAUCUGACCUGUACAAAAACAUGCUGGCUAAGGCCAUUGUCCCCCAGGAAACCAAGAAAAGCGUGUUUCCCUUUAUGAGACGCCAGCGCCAUUCUAGCCCAUCCCCUGCUCAGGCUGUCGCCCAGGUGACAGAGGAAGAGGGGCGUCAUAAAGGGGCUGGGUAAACAGGUAUCCACAGCUUCUGGCUUUGCUAUCAGGUGGUCAUCCAUUAAAAGAAACAAUCCUGGCCCCCUUAAUGUAGUUGAUCUCCACAGCUCCUCCCGAGGAGCUCCUUCCCUCCUGACUUUUCUGUCAAAACCUCCAUGCAACACUUAAAAAAAGCAUCAGCAUCUUCUAAAAUCCCACACAAUCAUUAAAGAUAGGCGCUUUAAGACCUGGUAUGACCCCUGCUGCAUCCUUUUAUUUUUAUUAUCCACCUCAUCAAAUAUCAUACAUGUACUUGUGCUUGUUUGUCCGGUUCAUAUACUGCUGGAGCUGCACAUAUAGCAUGAUUUUAUCCUAAUAAAAUGUCUUAGCGUCAGACGUGUUUGCGCUCAUUUCAGCAUUCGUGCAUCUGCGGUCAGGCUUGAAAUCAGUUUGCUUUGGGGCUUUUAUGUCUUCUGCUUCAUUUCCAUUGCUUAAUGUGAAUUGAAAAACGCAAUCAGAGAAUUUUUCUUUGGCUUUAGAGCUCAAAUUUAUCAUAACUCAGUAGUUCUCCUCCACUCUUUUCUUAGCCUAAUCUGGCUCCCCCUUCUGGCUGCAUUUGUUCCCUUAAAUAUUUUUUGGUCAGGAUGUUUUUCCAGUAUUCCUCUUAGAUUAGACUUCAACUAUUUGACCGACACACCUGAGCGGUUAAGCUUGGCUAUGCUUGAUCUGUGGGAUUUCAUUUACUAAUGGAGGUAAGCUCAAAGUUGGAGCACUUUUACACGCACGGGCAGAGAAUUCCUUUCAGCACAGCAACUCAUGGAGAUUAUAAUAAUCCGCUUUCCUCUCGUUCGGCUCUUCUCUGGUGUGAAAGUGUGUUCGUGUGAGGGAAAGAUAAAUAUGAUCCACAAAAUUCGCAAAACAAAAUGUGUUUGUAUAGAACCUAUUUAAUUCUUUAUAGGCUUUAACGGACCAGAAAGUGAUUGCCACAGCACUCAACUCAACUUGCAUUGCACCUUUUGAAAGUAAAAAUAACAGCAAAAAAAAAAAAGAAUAAAAGAGGAAACAGUUUUAAAUCACUCCUCACAAUAGGAUCAGCAUAUGGACAGGAAAUUGUGCGAACAAUAAAAGGAAUGCUGUGGGACAGCCUAUAAAUGUCAUUCUAGAAGGAUUAUACCUCCACGCACGUGGAACGACGUGUCCUAUAUUAAGAGCGGACGCCAUGCGUGACCUUUGCACGUGGUAAAAAAAACGGACACACACAUAUAAAGAAAGAGACGGUAAUCGUCACCUACAUUCAUUGAAAGCUGAGUCCUUGCAUCAAUCAAAGACAUGAAGUACUGGGAAACAAAAACACAGAACAGAGUUUUUUGUCGGAAUUUCAACGUGCUUGUGACCUUUAAAGUUAUGUGCACCCUGGUGUUAAAGAAGACAGUUAAAGGGAAAAAAAA